CUUGAGAGGCAAGUGGAUUUUACACUCAUCAUCAAUUUUUCUCUAAUUCAUCUUAUUGUGGUUUUUAGGGUGGAGCCGCUGCGAAGGUCUCCACCCACUGGAAACUGCAACGAGACGGAGUAAACGAGAUUCAUAAGCGUCUUAUAAGGUACUUCUCUAUCAAAUUUCGUGAAUCGGAAAGGUCAUGGUGUUUGACCUCUACGACGGUUCUGUCGCUCUGGUUCCUCAAGGUUGUUCGGCGGCGCUUCUUGUUAGAAGACGAGGAGGAGGUUGUCGGAAGCCAAUAGAUAGUCAUCGGGGUUAAAUCUUGUCGUUAGAGAAGUUUUGGUUUCGGUGGAUCUUUCUCAACAGAUGGCGGUCUCUUCAGUUUGUUUCUCUCCGGCCCAGACCUCUGCCUCAAACACUUAUGAAAGGAGGAGUAUGCAGCGUCUCAGACUUGAGUGGUGGCGGAUCUCGCAGGGACAGUAGCGCUAAGCUCUGCGGCGAUUACGAUGGCGAAACAGUAGGGUUCAUGUCCGAUUGGCGUUGGAAUCCAGGGAUCGAAGGAAUUAAUGAUAGGAAGGAAACGGAGGAUCUAUGGGAUUGGGAAAAGGGGAAAAUUAAGAUUCGAAGGGGCGAUGAGGAAAGAGGAUCUCGGGGUGAUUCGCGAGAAGAUCUCCCCGGUUCAAGAUUGAGAAAUCGGAUAUUAGGGAAAUAUCAAAGAUCUGGAGAUGAUAUGGAUAGAUUCGUCUGCAUUAUUACAGAGUCUCAACAAAUCAAAGCUCUUGGAGCAUUGCUUUAUUCGCAAGCGGGCUCCGGUUAGGGCAGGACAGCGUCCAGGAGACAAUAAGCAUCAGCAGGAGACUAGGGUUGCUUCAAACCUGCUGGCUGUGCAUCAAAAGCCUUAGAUUUAUGGAUCAAGCGAGUUCUCUUGAGAAGUUUACAAAACAGGAGUUGGAUCCUGGUUUUGGGUUUUGCAUUAUGUUUCUAAUAAGCUCUAUGAGCAAGUGUUUUUUCUUUGAGUUGUUUGGUCUUUUUGUGUUUGAGUUGGUAGUCGUGGUUCACAUAUUUUUAUGUGACUAUUCAUGUGUUCAAGUUAUGAAUGGGAAGGAGUCUGGUUA
This is a messenger RNA of Raphanus sativus (radish), 1100 nucleotides long. RefSeq lists its product as uncharacterized. Bases 407 to 802 code for a protein of 131 amino acids. The record is from RefSeq and is a predicted model, not a curated record. NCBI's taxonomy places the organism in Eukaryota, Viridiplantae, Streptophyta, Magnoliopsida, Brassicales, Brassicaceae. The transcript is spliced from 3 exons.